AUGGCAUCUUCAUCCGAGAACCUAUACACGUACUACGUGCCAUCCAAAGCAGCAGCUAUUGUCGUCGCAAUUAUAUUCAUUAUUUUGACAGCGCUACAUCUAUGGAGAAUCUUUGCAACGCGAAAAUGGUUUGGAUUUGCCCUGGUGACUGGUGGCUUUUUUGAAAUUAUCGGUCUUCUGGCUAGAUUCUACUCCUCAAGUCAUCUCUCCGAGAAGGGGCCCUACAUUGUUCAGAUCCUUCUCAUCCUCCUCGCGCCAAUUCUAUUCGCAGCUGGAAUUUACAUGUUCCUCGGUCGUUUGAUUCGUGGAUCGGGCCAUCCAAAGCUAUCGUUCAUUCGAAUCAAUUGGCUCACAAAGAUCUUUGUCAUUGGCGAUAUCCUCUGCUUUUUCAUUCAAGCAGCUGGAGCCGGCAAAUUAGUGAAUGCAGACACUUCAGACUCAGUCGAUACCGCACAGAAUAUCAUAUUGGUCGGCCUCGCUCUUCAGGUCGUAUUCUUCUGCGUUUUUGCUAUCUGUGCCGUCGUGUUCCAUAUUAGAGCUCACCGGAACCACAUUUUCAAGUUAAUUGAUCCAAGCCUCCGGCUAGAACUUAUGCUCUACCUUUUAUACCUUUGCAGUCUGCUGGUCACCGUCCGAAACAUCUAUCGAUUCAUUGAAUAUAAGAGCGGGACCACAGGAUAUCUACAGGAGCAUGAAUGGCCGCAGUAUGGCCUCGACGUGGGCUUGAUGGGAGUGAUUAUGGUUGUUACGGUGCUAUGGUACUCUGCGAAUACUACAAGCGUAGUGUCUAACAACCAAUACCCAUUGGUGGGAGUCAGUGAGUUCCAGUAG
Penicillium angulare is the source of this 831-nucleotide messenger RNA. RefSeq names its product RTA1 domain-containing protein. The transcript has 2 exons. Gene Ontology annotation, cellular component: membrane. Lineage: Eukaryota; Fungi; Ascomycota; Eurotiomycetes; Eurotiales; Aspergillaceae. Bases 1 to 831 code for a protein of 276 amino acids. The record is from RefSeq and is a predicted model, not a curated record.